AUUUGUACCAACUUGAUUGGUUGUCGUGACUUUGUAUACGUCGGUGUUUCCCCUCUGUGUUGAGCGCCGGUUGUGCUGUUAGCGGUGUUGCAUUCUGGCAUUGUAUCGACCGACUGUAGUCUAACAUUUAGUGAGGUUUGACUGGAAUCUAAUUUGGAAAAAGGAGAAGCGUCUGCAGCAUUCCUAAGUCUUCUUGAAAUUGUUAUCCACACACAGUUCAAUAGAAAUUUAACAGAAUAACUAUCAAGAUGAAUGACACUCUAGAACUUGUAGGAGCCGUUGAUCAGGGAACAAGCAGCUCAAGAUUUUUGAUAUUUGAUGUGAAAACUGCAAGUGUGAUAUGUUAUCAUCAAGUCGAGAUUGUGCAGUCUUGUCCUUCUGAAGGAUGGGUCGAGCAAGAUGCUUCUGAAAAGAUAAAUUCAGUCAACACAUGCAUUGAUAAAGCAAUUGAAAAACUUGAAAGUAAAGGCAUAAGUGCUUCAUGUGUUAAAGCAAUUGGCAUUACAAAUCAACGAGAGACGACAGUAGUUUGGAACAAAUAUACUGGGAAACCAUUGUGCCCUGCGAUUGUUUGGUGUGAUAUACGAACAACUGACACUGUAGAACAACUGAUACAGAAAACAUCAACAAAACGACAAGAUCAUUUCCAGAAAAUUUGUGGUCUGCCUAUCAGUACAUAUUUUUCUGCAGUCAAGCUGAGAUGGAUAUUGGACAAUUUACCAGAAGUAAAAAAUUCCAUUGAACAAGGAGAUGCUCUGUUUGGCACAGUAGAUUCAUGGCUAAUUUGGAACCUAACUGGAGGUGUUGAUGGAGGUCGUCAUGUUACAGAUAUCACAAAUGCUUCAAGAACCAUGCUCUUCAAUAUUCACUCACAGACAUGGGAUGAAAAUCUAUGCAAAUUUUUCGGAGUUCCUCAAUCUAUUCUACCAGAAGUUAAAAGCAGUUCAGAAACUUAUGGAAAAUUAGUGAAAGGCCCUUUGAAAGAUGUUUCUGUGUGUGGUUGUUUAGGUGAUCAACAAGCAGCAUUGGUUGGUCAGCUUUGUUUCAAUCCUGGAGAUGCAAAGAAUACAUAUGGUACUGGCUGCUUUCUUCUCCAGAAUAGUGGUUUAAACCCAGUGACAUCAUCUCAUGGUCUGUUGACUACAAUUGCCUACAAAUUGGGACCUGAUGAACCAACUCAUUAUGCAUUAGAGGGUUCCAUUGCAGUAGCAGGAGGAAUUAUACGUUGGCUGAGAGAUAAUCUUGGAAUUAUAAAGAAGAGCAGUGAAAUUGAGGCACUCGCGCGAACAGUUGACAAUGCUGGCGAGGUAUUCUUUGUCCCUGCAUUUUCUGGAUUAUAUGCUCCUUAUUGGAGACCAGAUGCUCGAGGAAUAAUUUGUGGUCUCACACAAUUUACGACUAAAGCUCACCUUGCUUAUGCAGCUCAUGAAGCAGUUUGUUAUCAAACUAGAGAGAUCUUAGAAGCGAUGGCAAAAGAUGCAGAAACUACAGGAGGUUCAGAUUCUAAGACAAUUACAAGAUUACAAGUCGAUGGUGGAAUGACUGUCAAUAGUCUGUUGAUGCAAAGACAAGCUGAUAUUCUUGGAGUAACUGUUUUGAGAUCGUCUAUACCAGAAGUGACCGCGCUCGGAGCGGCUAUUGCUGCAGCAAAAUCAUAUGGAAUAUGGAGUUACGAAGAAAGCAAAAAAGUUGAAUUUACAAAAUUUGAGCCAAAAACUAAUUCUGAAGAUGAAAAAGCUAGCUAUGAAAAAUGGAAGCUUGCUGUUCAAAAAUCAAUGGGAUGGCAGUCUGAGGAAAAGAAAGUUACUGCUUAAUUUUCGCUUCUAUACUGUUUUAUCGGUGCUCGUUUAAUAUCAGUUAGAUUUUGGUUUAACUUUUUUUCUUUUUUAAAAGGAGUGGAAUACAAUCAACUACGAAAAAAAAAUUCUAUUUCUCAUUAUGGGAACUAAGAUUUCAUGGAUAUAAAUAUCUUGUAAUAUAUAUUUUGAUAAGGUGCUCCCUAAGUAUGUGCACCAAGAUGGCCCACAACUUGACCAUAGUAUGUGUACCAGGUUAGGGUUACCAGGUUGGGCGUGCACAUACUUCUGGAGCGCCCCUAAUAAUACCAAAAGUGUUGAUAAAUCCUAAAUUUUGAUUUUAGCUUUAAAAGUGAUUGUGUUUUUUGUUUUUUUGCUCAUAUAUUCUUUUAAUUAUGUAGUCUUUUGUAUAUUAUCUUUUAUGUUCAAUUUCCUACUUUUAAAAUGUUUGCAUAAAAAUGCUACUGAUGGAUGCACUACUUACUUAUACAUAUUAUACCAUAUAUGGAGCUCAACAUGUUGAUUAUCAUUGUAAAGUAUUCAUGAGAUAGAACUGUAAUUCGAACUGAAUUUUACAAAUAAUUCUUGAUUACGGUGUGAAGUAUAUGUGAGAUUGAAGUUUGCUUUUGAUUUUUGUGUAAACUUUAAUAUAUUUAUUCAUAUAUAGACUUUUUAAUGUUGAUCACAACUUGUUUUAUCAUCGGUACAACAACUGAUUAAUGAUUUAUAGGGUGACUCAAUACUCGUUAUACUUUUUACUUAUUAUUACUAAUUUUUGUCAAGUUUUGAAUUCAAUGUAUCUGAAUAUUCCCAAAAUAUUUCGAAUAUUUUUAUAAAUUAUUGGACACUAAGUGGACCUAUGAAUAGUUUUGCUAUGUUGUUCUUGAUCAUGUUGCUAGUAUUCUUCUUCUUGUUGCCAAAAAAUCACUUUUCUCAUUAACUACUGGAUCCAUUGGUUUUAAUUAAUUUUUUUUUCAGUGAUUGAAGAUUGCUGUUGUCGCUAGAAGGCUAUUGCAUUUAUUUAUUCCUAAAUUUUCUAUGAAAUCUGAUAUUUCAUUCAAAUUUCCGCUGAAUUAGCUUUCAUUCCUGGGAACACUUUUUUUUUCGGCAAGUGUGACGGCUUUUCCGAUUUGACGCGACGCUACGCAAAACUCUGAUAUUAUUUCAUACCGGUAACCCUAGGUACGUUACGAAAACUACUUUAUUUUAGAUUUCGUGUUCAUAUAUUUGAGUAUCGCUCUUUUAUUUCUGUAUCAAAUGCCAAAAUUUUUAUAAUUUAUUCGUGCCUUAGAAAAAAAAAUCCAAUCCAACUGUCCUAAAGUGAAUUUUCAUGAGAUGGGGUAUAUAAUUAUUUUUUUCAUUGAAUUGCCCAUAUCUAUAUAUGACCUAUAUACAUUAUAGGUGAAUAGCGUUUGACUAUUUAAUAAGAUUUUUGACACACGAUCUGGAUGUAUAAAAAUUGCAGUGCACAAUGACGAUUUUCUAGUUAUGAUUUGGAAGUAUCCACCUCCGAAACAAAACCUGAGGGGGUAAAAAUUGAAAGUGCUGUGACCUUCAAGGGGGAAAUCUUAAAACUGUUUCCUGCAUCUGUUUUGUUUUUCUGUGUUUAACGGUACAAUACAGUUUAGCUUUAGUGUAAUGCGGUACUUUAUUCUAAUAAGAAAGUUUUUAUUUUUCAUCCUUCAUGUAUUAAAAUAUUGUGUUUAUGCCUUUCCGUCAUCACAGCUUUUCUCAUUAACUACUGGAUCAAUUGCUUUGAAAUUUUAAGUGAUUGAAGAUUGUUGUUGUCGCUGAAUAGCUAUUGCUUUAAUUUAUUCGUAAAUUUCCGAUGAAUCUGAUAUUCCAUUCGAAAUUCCACUGAACUAUUUUUUUAUUCAUUGGAACACCAUCUUAUUCCGCCAAGCGUGGCGGCUUCUCCGAUUUGAACGCGUGUAUUGUUUCUCUAUGUUUAACGGUGCAAUGUAAUUUAGCUUUGGUGUAAUACGGUACAUUAUUCUCGUAGAUCUAUUUUUUUUCAUUAUCUAUGUAUUAAAAUAAUGUGUUUAAUGUUUUACUGUCAUCACAAAAUCAACUCGUUUAUACUCAAUAGUGUGAUUUUAAUGACACUUGGAAAUACCUCAUUUGUCACUUUCGCCUUGAAUAUAUUUUAUUAUUGAUUAUUCAAUAAAUUAUUAUAUGCAUAAAAA
Styela clava is the source of this 3982-nucleotide messenger RNA. Lineage: Eukaryota; Metazoa; Chordata; Ascidiacea; Stolidobranchia; Styelidae. The record is from RefSeq and is a predicted model, not a curated record.